UUUAAACUUCACUGCUCUGAGUCAGAAGCCAGAAUGGAUGUUCUACUUAUAGUCAUAGCUGCUGUGUCGCUCAUCUUGGGACAAGAAUAUGAAGAAGACGACAUAUAUGAAGAACUAUAUGAAGAAUAUCAGGUGGUCUAUUAUACAGUCACUCCAUAUUAUGAUGACUUAGGAGUUAACUUUACCCUUGACUAUUCCCGCUUUGAGGAAGAGGACAGGAUGAACACUGAGAAUAAAACUGUAACUGAAGCAGGAGACAGGAAAGUCUUCCAGACAAUGAAAGAACUUCCAGACAAUGUCACACAGAAGCCAACAGAAAAAGCCAGUACUCUGACCACUACACCAAAGGAAACACUAUAUACGAAGAACUGGGGCCAAGAAGGAAAAGAAGAUGGCCUCAGAGACAGAGAAGGAUCUACCAAAGAGGAGCCUUCAGCUAAGGAUGUUGCUGGGCCCAUUCUGCAGCAUCACCUCCCACUCCUUCUUCUGCCCUGGGUUCUGCUGAGUUGGAUGUUGCUACUUUAGAAGGAGAGAGAAGACUGCUAUGACUUCUUUAAUCGGGGGUCUGGGAUAGGGAUGCAGAAACUGGAACGGGAGAUAAAGAAUAACUGAACCACAAACAUCAUCUGAUUGUCCUUCCCCUCGGGAUAGCAGCCUAUUGCUUCUUGGGCCAUUGGGGUGGGUAUUGGGAAGGGCAGGAAGGUGAGCUGUGAUUUUCUGUAACCCCUUCACUUUGGAAGGGAAAACAAAUUUCUGUCUGUUACAAUCU
Molecule: messenger RNA, 769 nt
Organism: Sarcophilus harrisii (Tasmanian devil)
Lineage: Eukaryota; Metazoa; Chordata; Mammalia; Dasyuromorphia; Dasyuridae
Gene: C4H1orf54
Product: chromosome 4 C1orf54 homolog
Exons: 7
Coding region: 34-525 (163 amino acids)
Source: RefSeq, a predicted model, not a curated record